Scleropages formosus (Asian bonytongue) is the source of this 6845-nucleotide messenger RNA. It is a transcript of the gene tiam1a, whose product is annotated as TIAM Rac1 associated GEF 1a. Gene Ontology annotation, molecular function: protein binding; guanyl-nucleotide exchange factor activity. Gene Ontology annotation, biological process: activation of GTPase activity; small GTPase-mediated signal transduction. The coding region runs from base 807 to 5606 and encodes 1599 amino acids. The transcript has 28 exons. The record is from RefSeq and is a predicted model, not a curated record. Gene Ontology annotation, cellular component: cytosol; plasma membrane. Lineage: Eukaryota; Metazoa; Chordata; Actinopteri; Osteoglossiformes; Osteoglossidae.
AAGGAGACAGGAGGAGUUCCUGGGGCUUAAAAGAAAUAACAAAAGGACUCCACACUCACCGACAGUCAAUUGUCAGUCAGAAGAAGGAGGAACUGGAGAGGGAGGGUAAAGUUGGAGCAUUCAAGCAAGAGAGAGAGGGAGCGGGAAGGCGGAUGGGCGAGCAAGCGAGAGGGGGAGGCACAAGCCCACACAUCUCGUCUUCGCUCUCGGUUGGUCGACUCAUCCUUGCACACAGGAGCCAGUCUGCGCUGGAAUACAGUGGAGUGCUGGAAAUAGCCUGAAUGGACUGCGAAGGCUGGGAUUUCUGCAGGGCGCCUUAGCAGAACGGAGCAGCGCGGAGCUACCUGCCGGGGAGGUGUUGCACUGUCAUUCUUACCCUGCCGUACAUCCUGCUGGUGAUUGCCGAGGCUGCUGCGUCAGCUCUCGCUCUUCUGUAAACAUCUGCACGCUUCUGUGUGCGCCUGUACGUGAGCAGCAUGUUAACAGGACUGCAAAAGUGGAGGGAAAACAAUUCUGGCUUUCCUCUUUCCCUGCGGUGAGGGUAGUAAGGUGUGCCAGCACUUCACCACAUCUCGCUCUACCUGGUCUCCCUUCGCUUUGCACAUCUCGUUUUCUCAGGAAAGGAGAAACAUAGCAGAUAAGCGUUGGCACCGGUUCCCUCAGAGUUACGAGGAAGCCUGGAAGACGGCGCAGCUGUCGAAGAGCUUGGUGAAGCACCCAGUUCUUUCAUGCUGCCUUUGAGGGGACACACCAAUAUUGUGGAGAUGUCAGUGAACCCAUUAACCUGUCACAGAAGACACUGAGCCAUGGGUAACGUAGAGAGUCAGAAUGGGGACCACGUCUUCUUUGGGGACGAGCUCGGGCACCUGUCCCGCAAGCACAUGUCCCGGUCCCUGCGCAUCUCCAGUAAGCAGUCACGUCGGCUGCGGCACGCCUCCACGGGCAAGGCAGAGCACCGCAACUCUGAGACUAGCACACGCUCCAGCAGCACGCCCAGCAUCCCCCAAUCCUUGGCUGACAACGGGCUGGAACCGUUUAACGAGACGGACGUCUUGGGUGGCUUUGGCAGCCCCAUCUGGGUGGACCGUGUGGUCAUGAACUUGAGGCCCAUGUCUUUCCACCACCAACAGCCAACCGACUCCAUCGCAAGCACCACCGAGGCUCUGAUUCCAACUUCGAACCCAGAUGCCCAGCUGCCUGAUGAAGCCUCCUACCUGCAGAGGGUAAUCGACGGGCCACGGGAGGGGGGUGGUGGCAGCAGUUUCAAGAAGAAGCGGUCCAAGUCUGCUGACAUGUGGCGCGAGGACAGCCUGGAGUUCUCCCUGUCCGACCUCAGCCAAGAGCACCUUACCAGCACAGAGGAGAUCAUUGACACUGCCGACGAAAAAGACUUGACCGAUGGGGAUGGGCAGCAGCCAUCCAGUCCUCCGUCAGGUGAGGAGCAACCAUCCCCAGGUGACCGUGCCAGCUCCCUAGACCGGCUGUGCAGCCAGAGAAGUCCCACCCUGCGACCACCACGCCACCGCCUUACCAAGCACAGCCAGGACGCGGGUGAAGAUAGCAAUGGGACGAUGCUGAUACCUGCUGAUGAUGGAAAUGCAUAUGGGGCUUAUACCCUGCCCUGCCGCCGAUCACACUGCCUGUCCGAGGGUCUACCCAGUCAGCAGGUGGCGCUGUGCGUUGGCAUGCAGGUGCGCCGAGCACAAACCACAAAUGAUGUGACGACAGGGGAAGGCAGCGAGUACGGUGACAGUGGCAUAGAUGGUGUGGUGGUGGAAGCAGAGGUGGAGCCCCAGCAGCGGCGCUGCAAGGCCAUGUCUGCCUCCUUCUCGGUUUACUCGGCUGCCGGCAGCAGUAUGUUCGCAGGGAGUGACAGUGGCAGCAGCAGCGGAGGUGGAGCGGGGACAGGGGGCGUGUACGAGAACUUCCGGCAGGAGCUGGAGAUGAGCACGUGUCGUGCUUUAGAGUGCACCGAGGAGGCAGGUUCAGCCGCCAGUGAUGAGCAGAGCAGUGGUACCCUGAGCUCCGCCUACCAGUCAGAUGCCCUGCUUAGCACCGCCCAGGGCACCGUGCGUAAGGCCGGCGCGCUUGCCGUCAAGAACUUCCUGGUGCACAAGAAGAACAAGAAGGUGGAGCCGGCCACACGGCGCAAGUGGAAGCGCUAUUGGGUCUCCUUGAAAGGCUGCACCUUGUUUUUCUACGAGACGGAUGGGCGUUCCGGGAUUGACCACAACAGUGUCCCCAAGCAUGCCGUAUGGGCUGAGAACAGCAUCGUCCAGGCGGUGCCUGAGCAUCCCAAAAAAGACUUUGUGUUCUGCUUGAGCAACUCUCUGGGGGAUGCCUUUCUUUUUCAGACUUCUAGCCAAACAGAGCUUGAUAACUGGAUUACGGCCAUCCACUCAGCCUGCGCUGCAGCGCUUGCCCGCCAGCACCACCGCGAAGACACCGUACGCCUACUGCGCUCCGAAAUCAAGAAGCUGGAACAAAAGAUCGACAUGGACGAAAAGAUGAAGAAGAUGGGUGACAUGCAACUAUCCACUGUCACUGAUGCCAAGAAGAGGAAGACCAUCCUGGAGCAGAUCUUCCUUUGGGAGCAGAACCUGGAGCAAUUCCAUAUGGACCUCUUCCGGUUCCGCUGUUACCUAGCCAGCCUGCAGGGUGGCGAGCUCCCCAAUCCCAAACGCCUACUGGCCUUUGCUUCACGUCCCACCAAGGUGGUCAUGGGCCGCCUGGGCAUCUUCUCUGUCUCAUCCUUCCAUGCACUGGUGGCGGCCCGCACAGAGAGCGGUGUGCGGCGGAGGACGCAGGCCUUGUCCCGCUCAUCCAGCAAGCGAAAGAGCAGGUUCUCCUCUCUCUGGGGGCUGGACACCGUAUCAAAGAAGAAGACAAAAGGACGACCCAGCAUCAAUCAGGUGUUUGUAGAUGGUGAGGAACCAACAAAGAAGAAUGUGGACUGUGUGUCGGACUCACCCAGCGAUAGCGCGAAGGAUAAGGAAGGCUCCAUGAAAAGCAUCCCUCAGAACAAUGCAGACAGCGACAUCUGGGUUCCGGAAUAUCUCACGCCUUCCUGGGUAUGCCUGCCCAACGACAAGCCAGUGCUGGCGGUCGUCCACCCCGGAGAGACCGCUCUUGAUACGCUGGAGAACGUCUGCAAGGGUCACCAGCUGGAUCCUGCAAAGCACUAUCUACGCUUGAAGUUUUUCAUCGACAAACAAGAGCUCUUCUACAUUCCUAAGCCUGAUGAAGACGUCUCUGACCUGCUCUUCCAGGAGAUUGAAAUUUGCUCAAGAACGACAAAGGUCAUUCAGUUUGACCGGGAUGAGACGUGCACUAUUGGCUAUGGUUUCUCCAUCUCUGUGCUGGAGGAGGAUGGUGUUCAGCAACUCCAUGUCACCGAUGUCAAGGCUGGGGGCCUGGCUUUUGCCCGAGGUCUGAGGGCUGGCGAUGAGAUCCUGCAGCUAAACAGCAAGGAUGCCAGUAGCCUGGGUGUGUCGGACAUGCGAACAGCGUUCGGUCAGUCUUCGCUCUCCCUGACCGUCAGCACGCUGCCUGCUGUGGAACGCCAGCAACUGUGCCACCAGCCACCGCGGCGUUCUGAUGGGGAGGAGCUCCUCACUGACAUUUUCUCCCAGAGCCAGGAGGACAUUUUGGAUGACAGAGCGGCACUGGGCUUCGGGAGCUCCGGGGACAGCCUUGAUGGUGAAUCCGAGUUCUCCGGUGAUGCAGAAGAGGAACUCAAGAGCACAGAGCAGGCUGCUGCCUUCUGCCGCAGCCUUCAUGACAUGAGCUCCUUGGAGUCCUCGUCCUCUCCGAGCCUGGAUGUGGCUCCGCCCCUCCCACCAACCGCCACACCACGCCAGCUCUCUGAUGCUGACAAGCUCCGCAAGGUCAUCGGCGAGCUGGUGGAGACUGAGAGGACCUAUGUCAAAGAUCUGAAUUGCCUUAUGGAGCGGUACCUCACGCCUCUGCAGAAGGAAAGCUUCCUUACCCAGGAUGAACUGGAUGUACUAUUUGGGAAUCUGCCUGAGAUGGUUGAAUUCCAGCUGGAGUUUCUGAAGACCCUGGAAGAUGGAACCAGACUGGUUCCUGAUCUAGAGACACUUGAGACAGUGGUUCAGUUUAAGAAAGUGCUCUUCUCCCUGGGUGGCUCCUUCCUAUACUAUGCUGAUCGCUUCAAGAUCUACAGCGCAUUUUGUGCCAGCCACACCAAGGUUCCCAAGGUGCUCGUGAAAGCAAAGACAGACCCUGAAUUCAAAGCCUUCCUGGAUGCACGAAAUCCCAAGCAGCAGCACUCCUCCACCUUGGAGUCGUACCUUAUCAAGCCCAUUCAGCGGGUCCUCAAGUACCCUCUGCUUCUCAGGGAGCUCCACUCCCUCACUGACCCCGACAGUGAGGAACAUUACCACCUGGAUGUGGCCAUGAAAGCCAUGAACAAGGUAGCUAGCCACAUCAACGAAAUGCAGAAAAUUCACGAGGAGUAUGGUGCUGUGUUUGACCAACUAAUCGCAGAGCAGACUGGAGACAAGAAAGAGGUUGUGGACCUCUCAAUGGGAGACCUCCUGCUCCAUACUUCCGUGGCCUGGAUGAACCCCCCCUCCUCCCUGGGGAAGUUGAAGAAAGACCCAGAGCUCAUUGCAUUUGUCUUCAAAACUGCGGUUGUGUUUGUAUAUAAAGACUGCUCCAAGCAAAAGAGGAAAAUAGGUGCAUCGCAUCGCACUUCAGUCUUUGAUGAGAAGGAUCCCUUCCGCUUCCGGCACAUGAUCUCCACUGAUGCUCUCCAGGUUCGCGCCCUGACAACUGCAGAUUCCGAGAGCUCAGCUGUCAUUGAGAUUGUGCACGUGAGGUCAGAGUCAGAGGGUCGGCCGGAGAGAACAUUCCACCUGUGCUGCAGUUCCCCAGAGAAUAAGAAGGACUUCCUGAAGGUGGUGCACUCCAUCCUGAGGGACAAACAGCGCAGGCAGCUUCUCAAGACGGAGAGCUUGCCCCCAAACAAGCAGUAUGUCCCCUUUGGAGGCAAGCGGCUAUGUGCGCUUAAGGGGGCACGGCCUUCCAUGAACAGAGCAGUUUCUGCACCCCCUCGCACCCUGGGCCGGCGCAAGCUGGUGCACAAAUGCAUAACCAUAGACACGGACAUAGUGUUCGACAGCAACCCAAUCGGGGACCUGCCUUUACGAACUCAACGAGCCAGGUCACCAUGCCAGCUGACCCGGCCACAAGCUGUUGCCGUCUCUGCUGGUGACACAGACCGCUGGGUGGAGGAACAGUUUGACCUGCAGGGGUACGUCGACCGGGAGGAGGAUGUCAAGGAGACAGACAUCCUAAGCGAUGAUGAUGAGUAUUGCUCAUCUGUGAAGACCUCUGGACUAUCGGCAGAGCCAGGCCCCGAAAACCUUCUGGGGGCCCUGUCCCUCGGGGGGGAACUAAACAGCAGACAGGGUAUCAACAGGGUACGGGAGGAUAAGGACACCCAGAUACCCCCUGGGAGCUGCCGGUCCCAUAAGCUAACCCACCUGCGGAAGCAGUCUGCAGUGGAGGGGACAGGCAGCCAAGAGGUCAUCUGGGUCCGUAGGAACGAUGCAGGUGGCGCAAACACGGACAUCUUCUGAUGUUCGGUGGAAGAAUCAAUUCCCAGUUUAAAACCUAUAACUUUUAACUACAGACUCUGAGCACAGAUGGGCACCACAAAGCUUUGUAGUUGAAAUGCUCAGAACUGGAGUAAUACAAACUUGGACCUACUGGACCCAUCUGGCAUCACAGUGAAGCUUUGCGUUGGAGAGAGACGCUCUCUGGACAAUCAUGAUAUCUGUUCAAGUGUUGAGUCGGGCAUGAUUUGCACAUGAACUGGGGCAGCUACACUUGUCUGACUGCUGUUUGUUGCCAAAUCUCUAUUUUUAAACUUUGGAAUGUGGGUGAUUUUUUUUGCUUUUUCCUUUAGAACAUAGAGAAGUUGCGUUAUACUCAAGGGCUGUGUGUUAUUUAUUGUCCUUCAGGGGCUUUCGUAAUGGCUGUGGUAACAAUCAAACCCUACAAGUCCCCAAACCCCAUUGUUUACUGUGAUCAUACCUAUUCCUAAAGCUGUGUAUAGACAACUUAUUAUAGCACAAAUGCUUGUUUUAUUUUACAUUCCCUUCAGACACGGGUCACCUGGUGUGUAUAUUUGCCAUGUUAAGGAGGUGAGAGAAGAGAGAACUCUUCUCCAAAGAAAAAAAAGGUUCUGUUUACAUAACUCCCAACUGUCCAGUGUUAGCAUAGGCCUACUCUCUUCACAGAAGUGAAGGCAUAUUUCAUUAAUUAUAACCAAUCCUGUUUUACUUGAAUGUUUAUUUUGUUAAAAAAAAAAUAAAAAUGAGCGACAAAAACAAACGACUACUGGGCUGUGGUAUACUUUAGCUUCCUUAGGGUUUUGCCCCUGUAAAGGCACAUUAACACACUUUGUCAGUUUGUUUCAGGUCACUGGUCAUAAAAUCCUUGCACUGGCUUCAGAACACAAUUGUAACAAAUGCAACGUUAAGCACUGGCUACAAAAGGGAAGACACACUGAUGCCUUCAAUGACAAGGAUAAAACAAUACGCGCAAUUCCAUGGUCUUUCUAGACUGAUGCCGAUGAUGAUGAUGAUGAUGAUGAGGGAUGGAUUGUAAAAGAAAUAGGCAUAUCAGACCAUACGUAAAUUAUGUAAAAAUCUCAUUUUGGUGUAUGAGAUGCAAUUGCACCUUUCCAAUGAGAACAGUGUCUAUCAAAGAGGAUGGUGUGGAGACAUCAGAUAGUUUUGAGGAUUACCUUCUGCCCUACCGUAACUGUAUUUUAAAGCUAUGUACAAAGGACUGUGCAUUAAUAUUCUACUAAA